This is a messenger RNA of Condylura cristata (star-nosed mole), 4325 nucleotides long. RefSeq names its product transient receptor potential cation channel, subfamily C, member 6 (gene TRPC6). The transcript has 13 exons. Gene Ontology annotation, biological process: calcium ion transmembrane transport; manganese ion transport; regulation of cytosolic calcium ion concentration. Gene Ontology annotation, cellular component: cation channel complex; membrane. The record is from RefSeq and is a predicted model, not a curated record. NCBI's taxonomy places the organism in Eukaryota, Metazoa, Chordata, Mammalia, Eulipotyphla, Talpidae. Gene Ontology annotation, molecular function: store-operated calcium channel activity; protein binding; inositol 1,4,5 trisphosphate binding. The coding region runs from base 14 to 2644 and encodes 876 amino acids.
GGGAACCAGGAACAUGAGCCGCGGCGACCCCAGGCUGAUGCACCGGCGGCCGACUGUGCUCCGGGACAAGGGGCGCAGGCUGGCCAGCCGCGGGCCCGCCUACAUGUUCAGCGACCGCUCCGCCAGCCUGUCCGCCGAGGAGGAGCGCUUCUUGGACGCGGCCGAGUACGGCAACAUCCCGGUGGUGAGGAAGAUGCUGGAAGAGUGCCUGUCCCUCAACGUCAACUGCGUGGACUACAUGGGCCAGAACGCCCUGCAGCUGGCCGUGGCCAACGAGCACCUGGAGAUCACGGAGCUUCUCCUCAAGAGGGAGAACCUCUCCCGCGUGGGCGACGCCUUGCUUCUGGCCAUCAGCAAAGGCUACGUCCGCAUCGUGGAGGCCAUCCUGGGUCACCCGGCCUUCGCCGAGGGCAGGCGGCUGGCCACCAGCCCCAGCCAGUCCGAGCUGCAGCUGGACGACUUCUACGCCUACGACGAGGACGGCACGCGCUUCUCGCACGACGUGACGCCCGUCAUCCUGGCGGCGCACUGCCAGGAGUACGAGAUCGUGCACACGCUGCUGCGGAGGGGCGCGCGUAUCGAGCGGCCCCACGACUACUUCUGCAAGUGCGGCGCGUGCAGCCGGAAGCAGAGGCUGGACGCCUUCAGCCACUCGCGGUCGCGCAUCAACGCCUACAAGGGCCUGGCCAGCCCCGCGUACCUGUCCUUGGCCAGUGAAGACCCAGUGAUGACGGCGCUGGAGCUCAGCAACGAGCUGGCCGUGCUGGCCAACAUCGAGAAGGAGUUCAAGAACGACUAUAAGAAGCUGUCAAUGCAGUGCAAAGACUUUGUUGUGGGGCUCCUGGAUCUGUGCAGAAACACGGAGGAGGUGGGAGCCAUCCUGAACGGGGAUGUGGAAGAGUGUCAGGGCGGCGGAGACCACGGCCGGCCGAACCUCAGCCGGCUGAAACUGGCCAUUAAGUAUGAAGUGAAGAAAUUUGUAGCUCACCCAAACUGCCAGCAGCAGCUCCUCUCCAUCUGGUACGAGAACCUUUCCGGCCUGCGGCAGCAGACCAUGGCGGUCAAGUUCCUCGUGGUGCUCGCCGUGGCCAUCGGACUGCCCUUCCUGGCCCUCGUUUACUGGUUCGCGCCAUGCAGCAAGAUGGGCAAGAUCAUGCGUGGACCUUUCAUGAAGUUCGUGGCACACGCAGCCUCCUUCACCAUCUUCCUGGGGCUGCUGGUCAUGAACGCAGCUGAUCGGUUUGAAGGCACCAAGCUCCUUCCUAACGAGACCAGCACCGACCACGCCAAGCAGCUGUUCAGGAUGAAAACCUCCUGCUUCUCGUGGAUGGAGAUGCUCAUCAUGUCCUGGGUAGUAGGCAUGAUAUGGGCUGAAUGUAAAGAAAUCUGGACUCAAGGGCCAAAGGAAUACUUGUUUGAGUUGUGGAAUAUGCUUGAUUUUGGCAUGUUAGCAAUCUUUGCAGCAUCGUUCAUUGCAAGAUUCAUGGCCUUCUGGCAUGCCUCCAAAGCACAGAGCAUCAUAGACGCCAACGACACGCUCAAGGACUUGACCAAGGUCACGCUGGGAGACAAUGUGAAAUACUACAACCUGGCCAGGAUAAAGUGGGACCCCUCAGAUCCUCAAAUCAUCUCUGAAGGCCUUUAUGCAAUUGCUGUGGUUUUAAGUUUCUCAAGAAUAGCGUACAUUUUGCCAGCCAACGAAAGCUUUGGACCUCUACAGAUCUCACUUGGAAGAACGGUGAAAGACAUCUUUAAGUUCAUGGUCAUAUUCAUCAUGGUGUUCGUGGCCUUCAUGAUCGGGAUGUUCAACCUCUACUCCUACUACAUCGGUGCAAAGGAAAACGAAGCCUUCACAACAGUCGAGGAGAGUUUUAAAACACUGUUCUGGGCCAUAUUUGGACUUUCCGAAGUGAAAUCAGUGGUUAUCAAAAAUAACCACAAAUUCAUCGAGAACAUUGGUUAUGUUCUUUAUGGCGUCUAUAACGUCACGAUGGUCAUUGUUUUGCUAAAUAUGUUAAUCGCCAUGAUCAACAGCUCCUUCCAGGAAAUUGAGGACGAUGCUGAUGUGGAGUGGAAAUUUGCGAGGGCCAAGCUUUGGUUUUCCUACUUUGAGGAGGGACGAACUCUUCCUGUUCCCUUCAACCUGGUGCCAAGCCCCAAGUCCUUGUUUUAUCUCUUGCUGAGGCUUAAAAAAUGGAUGUCCGAGCUGUUUCAAGGCCAUAAAAAAGGUUUCCAAGAAGAUGCAGAGAUGAACAAGAGAAACGAAGAAAAGAAAUUUGGAAUUUUGGGAAGUCACGAAGACCUGUCAAAGUUAUCACUUGACAAAAAACAGCUUGGUCACAGCAAGCAGUCCAGCAUAAGGAGCUCAGAAGAUUUCCAGCUGAACAGUUUCAACAACCCUCCAAGGCAGUAUCAGAAAAUAAUGAAGAGGCUCAUCAAGAGGUACGUGCUGAAAGCCCAGAUUGACAAGGAAAGCGACGAGGUGAACGAAGGGGAACUGAAGGAAAUUAAACAGGACAUCUCAAGCCUCCGUUAUGAACUCCUUGAAGAAAAAACUCAGAAUUCAGAAGACCUAGCAGAACUUAUUAGAAAACUUGGGGAGAAGUUAUCCAUGGAACCAAAUCAAGAGGAAAGCAAUAGAUAAUGCAGACUUCCUUUAAAGGUCGUGUUUAUUUGUCCACUUGAAGCCAUAUUACUUUUCCAAUUUAUUUUUUUAAGUGCCAAUGUGACAACCCUUUAAACAAGGGAUAAUUGGAAGAUAACGUGGGUCAUCCUAUUCUUUGGGACCCUCAUGCUUAAAUUCUUGGUGGUUCAAUGUCAUUAAGCUAAAACUCCAGACCGUGCGCAGGUUAUGGCCCGCCGCGGUGCUGGUCCGGCAAAGUCCGGCCGCGACCGGAGCUGUUCCAGCUGGCCGGGCUCUCCCCCGCCGGGAUUUCAAGGUCCGUUUGCUCCUGCCCAUCUCGCGGUGGCGGCCUGCAUCCCGCAGUUAGAGCAAAUCAUCUCUGGGCAGACGCUGGCUUCAUCACUGACCACAACCCCCACCCAAGACUGUGACGGAUCAUGUCUGUGCAAAAUGGAGUCAAAUAUUCCCUAAAUUUGCUGACUGACCCCUCUAGAAUGCCGUACAGGGAAACCUGCUUCUGAAGUGACGCCGGGGUCAGCGUGCACAUGCGUACGAGCGUGUGUGCGUAGAAGCAGGUGAAAUGUCUGUCCGGCUCUUUCGCAACCGGUAUAGACACUGAGAAACUCAUUAUAUUAUUUUCUGUUGUGGCUGAAAAUUACUUGCCCAAUAAGAAGCCUCUGCUAGCAAAGGCCCAAAGCCCCAAACAACUGCUCUUUGGCCCAGUUACAGCGUAAUCAUUUCUGAGGGCGCUUAGGUGAAUUUCCACACUUGGCAUCAAUUGUAAAGCGAAUCCGGUGUUGUGGGACUCGCAGCUGCUGACUGGCUUCGCGCUCCUCCACACGGAGACUGUGGUGGAAUCCGCACUCGUGGGCGCCGCCGGGUGGUGUCACUCCCGGUGACGCCAGGAGGCGACAGCCUCGGGGGAGAAGUUCCUGUUCGCCAAGGUCUAGCUGGCGCGGGGCACGCCCGAGGUCCUGCUCUACCGCCAACAGAGACCUCAAGUGCAAAGCCCGGCUUGUUCUUAAAGAGUAAAAUGGUCACAGAAAAUCUCCAAUGCUGAUUUAGUGACAUCAGAGAACUUAUGUGACCAGAUCAGAAAAUGGAGCUGAAAUUUGAUAUUGGGUGGUUCUGUGUUUGAGGGAUUCCUCACAGACGACUUACCUGGGGACACAGAAAAGUACGUUCCCAAACAUCUGUGCGAAUCGGAAGCUGGGAAGCCAGUCUCUGCCACGUGUGCUGCCCAAGUCCACGCCCUGCUGCCCGCGGGCGGCUGGCCUCCGUGCCGGGCCAGCUCCGUGGUAGAGUGCGGCCUGGCUCAGGGGUCUCCAGAAACAGACUCGGACCCCAGCGUCUCCACCGCCGCAGGAACCUGAUGGGGCUCGGGAAACGCGGCGGGCCGGACGGUGGCUCCCGGAGAGGGCCGGCCGCCACGUACGCCGCGCAGCCGGCCUCUCUAAGGGCCACUGCCUCCAGGGCGGGCAGACGGCAUCUCUUCGCAUCGCCCUUGAAUUGGAACGUGGAAAGAGAAACUCUGUCCCGACAGGCUAACUGCAGGCCGACUGCCCACGGCCGCCACCCUGGCCCCGACCCAGGCUGCUGGCAGCAUCAACGGUAAAAAUAAAGUGGCUGGAAGCUGAAGUGCCUUUGUCCAAGUGCUUGCCCUGGGGUCAGUCUCCUCUCAGACCUGGCGUCCAGGAACGCU